UAUUAUUAUUCCCUUUCACUCAAUCAAUCAAAAAUCAACAAAUAAAACCUCCCCCCAAACCCCUCAAUCAUGCUUCUUCUUUCAUAUAGUCUCUCAAUUAGUCCAAACAAACCUCUCUAUCUAUGGUAGCCCAUAUGAUUUAAUAGUUCGACUAAUUCAAAUACGCAUUAAAGAUAAAGGAUGGGAAGAGGUAGGGUAGAGUUGAAACGGAUCGAGAACAAAAUAAGCAGACAAGUAACAUUCUCAAAGAGACGAUCUGGAUUAUUGAAGAAAGCUAAUGAGAUCUCAGUAUUAUGUGAUGCUGAUGUUGCAUUGAUUGUGUUUUCUACCAAAGGCAAACUUUUCGAGUAUUCCUCAAAUGACUCAAGUAUGGAAAGUAUUCUUGAAAGAUAUGAAAAAUGCUCAUAUGCAGAGAGACAGAUGAAUGCUAAUGAUUCUGAUCCCAAGGAAAAUUGGAGUGUGGAGUAUCCAAAGCUCAUGUCAAGAAUUGAACUUUUACAAAGAAAUAUAAGGCAUUACAUGGGUCAGGAUCUGGACCCUCUCAGUUUGCGUGAGCUCCAGAGUAUAGAGCAACAGAUUGAUACUUCAUUAAAGAGAAUUAGAAGCAGGAAGAAUCAACUGAUGCACGAGUCCAUUUCUGAGCUGCAGAAAAAGGAGAAAGCGCUCCAAGAACAAAACAACAUGAUUACUAAGAAGCUAAAAGAAAAUGAGAAGACACAACCCAACUCAUCAGGCCAAAACUCAGCAACAUUUCAUGUGUUUCCAUCACAUUCUCACCACCAACUUCCUAACCUUACGAUUGGGGGGGCUUUUGGAGGAAUGAACAGAGAUGGGUCGGGUCAGGCUCAUCACUAUCCGGGUUCCAAUAACAAUAAUAAUAAUUCCUCACUGAUACCGCCAUGGAUGCUCCGCCAUGUCAGCAACGAAGGAUGAAAUAAUAUUCCGGAGAGUAUAAUUAAUUAAUUGUAUAUGUUUUGUUCCAAACAAUAUGAAUCAACUUACCUGUUUGUAAUGUAUAAUUAGCUUAAGCUAAUAAAACUUUUCAUCCUU
Messenger RNA from Solanum pennellii, 1050 nucleotides. Its product is annotated as truncated transcription factor CAULIFLOWER A. Lineage: Eukaryota; Viridiplantae; Streptophyta; Magnoliopsida; Solanales; Solanaceae. The record is from RefSeq and is a predicted model, not a curated record. Gene Ontology annotation, molecular function: protein dimerization activity; DNA-binding transcription factor activity, RNA polymerase II-specific; RNA polymerase II cis-regulatory region sequence-specific DNA binding. Gene Ontology annotation, biological process: positive regulation of transcription by RNA polymerase II. Gene Ontology annotation, cellular component: nucleus. The transcript is spliced from 8 exons. The coding region runs from base 181 to 933 and encodes 250 amino acids.